This is a messenger RNA of Vanessa atalanta (red admiral), 2889 nucleotides long. RefSeq names its product alkaline ceramidase (gene bwa). The transcript has 5 exons. Gene Ontology annotation, cellular component: membrane. Gene Ontology annotation, molecular function: hydrolase activity, acting on carbon-nitrogen (but not peptide) bonds, in linear amides. Lineage: Eukaryota; Metazoa; Arthropoda; Insecta; Lepidoptera; Nymphalidae. Gene Ontology annotation, biological process: ceramide metabolic process. The coding region runs from base 261 to 1070 and encodes 269 amino acids. The record is from RefSeq and is a predicted model, not a curated record.
AACAACACUGGACGGAGAAGAAUUAACAUUGAUGAUUGAACAUCCUACUGCAGUGACGACUGUCCGCUUUUUGUUGUUAUCGCUCCUUUUGUGUAAUCGUUUCGUAUGUUUUCUCAUAUAUAUUUCACGUGAAUUAUAAAAUUAACCUUGAAUCAAACGGGAUAACAAACAGCAAAUUAUAAAAUAAAUCUGCUUCUUGAAAUUAUUAUGCCUUAGUAAUAAUUAUCAUAGAAAGCCUUUGUUUACAAACAAUAAAAAAAAUGUGGUCACAUUUAGAACGUGGCAGUUCCCCAGUGGACUGGUGUGAAUCGAAUUAUUCUAUAUCACCAGUUAUAGCCGAAUUUGUCAACACCAUUAGCAAUGUAUUGUUUUUCUUAUUCCCACCAGUACUCAUUCAUUUAUUCCAAGAAUAUGCCAAAUUCUUUAACCCAGCCAUAAAUGUUCUGUGGGUUCUUUUAAUGGUCGUAGGACUGAGUUCAGCUUAUUUCCAUGCAACACUGAGUUUAGUGGGCCAAUUACUUGAUGAGCUUGCUAUUUUAUGGGUAUUCAUGGCUGCCUUUGCAAUGUUUUUACCUAAAAGAUAUUUCCCUAAAUUCUUAGGAGGAAACAGGAGGGUGUUAGCAUUCUAUUCGAGUGUGAUUUCUGUGGUGUCGACCGGACUUCUAGUGAUGCACCCGAAAGCGAAUGCAUUUGCUCUCAUGACGCUUGCUUUACCGGCAAUCGGAUUCUUGUGUAAAGAAUUAAACAGAGUAAAGUGUGCACGCGUUUAUCGUUUGGGCUUGCGAUGUGUGGCGGUCUGUUUCUUAGCAAUAUUCUCUUGGAUAAUAGACCGUAUGUUCUGCGAUACAUGGCUCUCCAUAGAUUUCCCAUACAUGCACGGUGUGUGGCAUAUUCUUAUAUUCAUAGCUAGUUACACUGCUCUCGUUCUCUUCGCAUACUUCAACGUGUCUGAGGAGCGACCUGAACAGAAACCUCAAUUGAAAUAUUGGCCCAGUAACAAUUUCGAACUUGGCGUUCCGUAUAUAACUAUAAAACAUCCGUGCAAGAAAGAUACACAUUUAGCCAUUUAAAUGGUUCUAUCUGUCAAUGAAUUAGUAUUGAAAUGCAAGUAAUGCAAUCAAAUCGUAUUAUAAUCGCACGUCAAUCUAACAGCAGCUCGACACGUUACGUUGAAUUUAAUUGUUUGUUUGAUUUGUCAGAUGUAUUGAAUAUGUCUGUGAGUGAUAAGACACGUUUGUAAGGCCUUUUUUCUUCCCAAGUAGAGUUAGAUAACUGUGUUUUGUUUGAUCCUAAAACGUGUGCCAAUCUGUGAUUAUUAGGCUACUCAAUUGCAAUGAUAAAAUUAAUUAUUAUUAUUUUUAAAUUUAUAUUUAUUAAUUUUUUUUUUUAUGACAGCAGCUACCUGCACCUACACUUGCAAUAGCUCGACAAUUUAUUAUCUAUAUAGGUAUAUGCGGUAAGAUAUAAAUUAUUGGAGCUGAAAUAUCGAUGUAUUAUAUGUUAAGUCUUACCGUAACGUAUGCAAACAAUAUGGUCUUAUUGAUGAUAGUUUUAGAGAAUAUUAUGAAAGUUUUAAUAGUCUUCUGUAAUCUGAAAUAAAUUUACAUUUUUUUUAAUAUAUGUAUUUAGGUAAAUGUUACCUUUUUUAAAAACAAUUUACACUCAGGUCUUUUUUUAAACUUAUUAAAGUAGUGUUUGUCGCAGAAACAAAUAGAAAUCAUUGAUGAUUUUUUAAUGUAUUAUUUUUUUAAUAAAUAUCACAAGUAUUUCUAUCUCGUUAUUUGAUAUAAUUGUGCUGUCGAUGUCUUUGGAUUAGCUAAAGCAGAGACCUCCCCUACGACUUUAUGAAUCUAGACAAGACAUAAAACCUAGAACAUUAGGUUUUAUGUCUUGUCUAGAUAUCAUAGAAAGCCUUUGUUUAAAUAAGACAUAAAACCUAGAAUAUUAGGUUUUAUGUCUUCUGAAAAUGUUCUAGAUUGUUUAAAAAACCGUGUAUUUAAAACAAAUUAUUUAACAGUAUCCUAAAAUAUGUAUUAGAAAUAGUAAUAGUUAAUUACAAAAUGUUAUAUUUUAGUUACCUUGAUUUAGUCAGCGAAGUAUUUAUAAUAAUAAUUUAAAAUUGUAAUAUUUGAUGUGUUAUGCAUUUAGAUAUAUGUGUACCAAUAUAUAUGCACAUAUAGCCUAUUGCAAUGGAAAUAGGAUAUACAAACUUUAGAUUUACGUAUUUCACACAAUUUGCUAAUAAAUUAGCUAUAUUGUGCACUACUAAGAGUUUAUGAUUAAUAUAUCUUUAUUUAUAAUACAAUACUAUUACACUUAACUAAAACGUUUAAAACGCAAUUUUUUCGCAAAACCAGAAAGAAUGUCAUAGAUCAAUCAAGCUCUCAACCAAUGAUAUCGCGUCAGUAUGCCGUCAAAUGUUGUUUAUUUAACUUUUUUCUUGUUAUGGUUGGGAUAGAGUAUACAUAUUAUAUGAACUAAUUUGACACAACAAAUUUGUUUUGAUCACCCGUGAUAAUUGACACAUAAUUGAUUCUCUUUGUUCAACAUCAGUCAGAAACAGAAAACAAUAUUUAUAUGUUGUCAAAUUAGUUAAAGAUUUGAUCUGAAUAAGCUUCCAGUGCUAUUUUUUAGUAACAAAUUAAAAUGUAUAAAAUUUGCUGGUUUGAUGUAAACAAUAUGGGUUGAAAAUGAUCCAGUUCUUGUUAAAAUAGUUCAAAAAUAUUUUGCAAUUACCAUUUUUUUUAUAUAGAGUGCAAUAUACAGUAUAUUUAUAAUUGAGACUGGUAUAGAUCUAUAGAAAUGUUUUGUAAUUCUAGAUUAAAUAUAGUAUUUAUUAGAACCCACUAUAUGUGUGUAGGUAUUUCACAUGACAAAUUCAAAUUUUAC